AUGAUGAGAGAGAUGCUACGUGCAGAUUAUCCAUCAAUGCUCGGCCUAUUCCUGCUUUUCCUACUGAGCCUCAACGGGAAGGUCAACACGCAAGUCCUGACUGCCAGCCUGCCCUCCUACGCCCCCGUCAGCGUUGAAUGUCCCGCGGAGCAACCGCUUUUGCGGCUCGCGGGCACCCCUUCCGGACGGAAUCAAAGCUUGUCCGAGGCCGAGACCAACUAUCUUAAGGGCCGCAAAUCUGUAAUUAACCCACUUUGGCAGGAUUUUUUUACAAACGGGCCAGGCAAGGGUACCGGCUACCAAUCCACUUCUUUGCUGACCAAAAAUCAGCAACAUUGGCCUGUAUUUGCAAUUGCUCAUUCUGGCGGUGGUCUACGCGCUUCGCUAUACGCUGCGGGGGUCUUGCAAGCGCUUGAUUCAAGGUCCAGCUCUAGCCCCCUCCGGGGUGUUUAUUCAUUGUCAACAUAUAUCACUGGUCUGAGUGGUGGGAGCUGGCUGGUCGCAUCCGCGGCCGCGAACAAUUAUCCGACCGCACCUGAGAUGGUGAGGGACUGGCAGUUGGAGAUAGAUUUGGCAAUUCCCGGAGGCCUCAACCCCCUAAGAAGUGUACAGUUUCUGGACGCGCUCCACGACACUGCCAAGCUCAAACAAGCUGCUGGAUACAAUAUCUCUUUGACUGACCACUGGGGUCGUGCGCUUGGAUAUCAUUUCUUGCCCGGAACAAGUUCUGAAAACUUCUAUACCAAUUCGCCAACUGCUCACGGGGCGGGGAUGCUAUUCUCAAACUUGCGCAACAUGCAAUCAAUGCAAAACCAUCAGGUCCCCCUCCCAAUUAUUGUCAGUAACCACAAGCCCGUGAACGAAGCGGCCGCAAACCCGAGCAACCUGCCCGUCUCCGGAACAACAUACGUCCCGCUCUCCGCCCCGGUCUACGAAUGCUCGCCGUUCGAGUUCGGGAGCUUUGACCCCCAACUGAGCGCUUUCAUUCCCUCAGAAUUCCUCGGCACCAGUCUCGACGCCGGGAAGCCUUUUAUCGCUUCAUCCGUCAUCAAGGCCACUAAAAACGUUAAAAACUCCCGAAAAAACACCUGCGUUCGUGGAUUCGAUCAACUGAGCUUCAUCAUGGGGAGCUCAGCUACAUUGUUCAAUGCCAUAACUGGCUUACCUACCCAAUACACCACAGUUUUGCAGACAAUGGCACGAAAGAUUUCUGGUAGUCUCGACAAAUCCCUGACGGCACGGUACCCGAAUUCGUUCAGAGGAGUAAAUGGCCCCGCUGGCUUUGACCGUUCCCGUACCGACGAGCUUGUGAUUGUCGAUGGUGGUGAAAACGGCGAAAAUAUACCACUCAACCCGCUACUGGCUCCAGUUAGGCAGGUUGAUGUCAUCUUGGCGGCGGAUGCGUCCAGGGACUCGGAUUCAAGUGGCGUCAACGGGGAUGGCUGGCCUAACGGAAGUAGCAUGAUCAACACUUUCCUACGAGUAACCAAGGUCUUGCCGGCUGGCACAGCUAACUUUCCACCUGUCCCGUUGAAUCCUCAAGUCUGGGAGAAAAAGGGAUUGACAUCUCGUCCCGCAUUCUUCGGCUGUGAGGCACCAACUAAGCAAGGUAAUGGUGGAUAUCCCUUGGUGAUUUACUUGCCAAAUAGCCCCACCCGAUCACCUCCAUUCACCAAUUACUCAACCUUCAAGCUACAAUAUUCGAAGAAGGAGACCAGCUCGUUCCUGACCUCAGUCAUGGAGUCGACGACCAAGCCGAGGAUCAGCAUCAGCCGCGGUGACGCCGACUGGCCCACAUGUUUAUCCUGCGCAUUGAUAGAUCGAACCCGAAAUCGGCAAGGCGUGCCUCGAUCCGACCCGUGUUCAAACUGCUUUAAACGGUACUGCUUUAGUUAA
Puccinia triticina is the source of this 1896-nucleotide messenger RNA. RefSeq lists its product as uncharacterized. The record is from RefSeq and is a predicted model, not a curated record. Gene Ontology annotation, biological process: glycerophospholipid catabolic process. Gene Ontology annotation, cellular component: cytosol. NCBI's taxonomy places the organism in Eukaryota, Fungi, Basidiomycota, Pucciniomycetes, Pucciniales, Pucciniaceae. Gene Ontology annotation, molecular function: A2-type glycerophospholipase activity. Bases 1 to 1896 code for a protein of 631 amino acids. The transcript is spliced from 9 exons.